Messenger RNA from Pichia kudriavzevii, 2601 nucleotides. RefSeq lists its product as uncharacterized. The record is from RefSeq and is a predicted model, not a curated record. Gene Ontology annotation, molecular function: protein binding. The coding region runs from base 1 to 2601 and encodes 866 amino acids. The transcript has a single exon. NCBI's taxonomy places the organism in Eukaryota, Fungi, Ascomycota, Pichiomycetes, Pichiales, Pichiaceae.
AUGUCCUGUGUGGAAGUAUCCCGUGUAACAGACUCUUGUCCUCCCAUAGGAUGGCUAACGUUGGUGAACGAGAACUUUGAGCAGCCCCUGGUUCUUGUGUUUUACCCUCUGGAGAUAUCAAUCCGGAAUUCCAAUGGGGUAAGGAUAACGACAUUCCAUUCAUCCAACAGAAUCGCCGCAUUUGCUAAAAUAAAGCCAGCUGGUCAGGAAAGUGAUUGGCUUUUGGUUCUGACGGAAUUGAACGAUUUUUACAUUCUAGGUCUAAGGACAAGCAUCGAGUCUGAAUUUGUAGAUGUCGUUGUCAUCAAACAGUUUAUGUUCACAGACGUUAUGCUGGGUAACCGCCCGAAGUUGGAUUUGGACAAUGAACGGAAAAUAGUUGUAUCCCAGAGAUGUUUUGUUAAGGUGGAUCCAAGCGGUCGGUUCAUUAUCAUCCAUUCCACCCUUGGCUUUCUCAUUGUUCUCGAAUUGAAACCAUCAAAGAGGAAUUUGUUCUCAAGUGCCAUAUCAAACAAACAGGACAAGCAAACAAUUACAAAUAAAAGGCUCCUUGAGCUAGAUAGAUAUAAGGUUGUUACAGAUCCAGUUGUUUUUUGGAUCGGCAACGAAAAGCUAGUUGAUCUACAAAUAACACAACACAUAAACGAUUCUCUUUGGUUUGUCUCCACAUUGACUCAAUCACUCCAAAUGGAUUACACUAAAAGAGACUUUCUGUUGACUAAAGUGAAGAAACUUUGCCUAGAGAAAUCGUCGUCACAGACUGUGGAUGUCAAACCAAAUCUAGUUGUUUCCAACUCGUAUUUCCAUAUUUAUGUCUUCAACGAUGCCCAUGUAAUUUAUCCUAAUCCUGGGUUUGAAAUUAAAUGCCAUUUGAGCAAUGAAAAUGCCACAAUCAUUGAAAACCGCAUCAUCUUGAAUUUGAACCCGAAUGAGGGUUUAGGAGAAGUCUUUCAGCAUAUAAUCCUAAUUGAUGAUCACUCAUAUCUUAUCUUUACUGUCGACGGUCAAUUUUAUUAUCUCCAUGUUGAUUAUGAAAUACAGUGUCCUGAUCAGGAACAUGCUGGUGUUAAUAAAAGAACCCGAAGUAGCUUUGAAGAAGAUCGUGUCAAUAUGGCUCAGGAGGUGAUUAUAAAAGAGUGGAAACUUCGGAAAUUAAACAACGUUGAUUUCAUGUUUCAUUUCCAUAUAGACAAAAUUGAUAAUCAAUACACUACUAUAAAUAAGCACUCCAGGCAAGUUACAUUUAAACUGGAUAAUUUCGAUAUAAUUGAUGUCAAUGUUGCUGAAUCUACAAUUUCCCUGCCCAUAUCGAGCAUAUCGUUUGAUUGUGAUGAACUAUGCUAUACAUGUGGAGAUUCGGGUUUAUCACUAAUCAAAUCUUCAAACCAUGAAAUAAUGAAGCAAAACGAAAGAAUUAAGUACCAUGUGACUUUGGGAGAAUUCAUGAUCACCCUCAAUGAAGUAUACCAACCGGAACAUUCUCAAAGAAUCGAUGUCUACUCAAAAAAUAAAUCAUUAUUGUCCUCUUACGAAAUUGAGAGAGAUGCAAGUGUUUUAGAAAUCUUCCCUUUUCAUGAUAUCAAGCCGUAUUUACCAGGAGAAAAUGAUUUUCUACCUUCCGAGGUUCAAUCUGUAGAAAAGUUGCUUGAGAGUAGUUUUAUUGUUUUAACUUCAACUUCAAAUAUUGAUGAGUACGAUACAGAAGAAGAGUACUACAUGAGAAAUAGAACGGAAUUCUUACUGUUCACAAUCCAGUCACAAAAGCACCUGGAGUUGAAGACACUAUCAGUAUUAAAAUCAAAGAUCCAUUCAAUAACAAAGUUGGAUGAAAGGAGCUUUUUAUGCUGGAAUGCGCAAAAAUGUUUCACCAUGGGACUCGAGCUAUAUCGUGAUCCUGUGGAGACUUCGAAUCACUUACAAAUCAAAUUCAUUAAAAUAGAUGAACAAAUGAUGACGGGUGAUUUGGACACAAUUUCGAUAUCGAAGAGAUUAAACUCAUCUUUCGUACUAUUAGUUGACCCCUACAAGGGAAUUUACGUUUCAAGAAUUAACCAAAGUAACAAAGUUAGUAAAAGACCGCGAUUAAUGUUCAAUUGGAACCUCAUCAGCACCUUGGAUGUAUUCUCAGAAAAUACCAUAAUAGUAGGUGAUAUUUUAGGUAAUGUCAUAAUAUUCAGUGUUGACUAUAAGCUAGGUAAAGUACCAGCUGUGCAGGUCUUUUCCAGGUUUAAUCUCAAUUCUGGUGGAAUCGGUGUCAUCAAAUGUCGAGAACAAAAGAUGACAAAUUCUGAGACAAUCGAAUUUGCCUUUGUGGGUACUUCAGAUGGUGCUAUAUUCCAGUUGAAUAUUCAUAGAGAUUGGAGAAAGUCUGCCAAGUCUUUGAAUUCAUUUAUGAAAGCGGAAGUUGAGAAGUGGCAGAACAAUUUUGAAAUGGUAGCUGAUUCUAAUGAUGUUCUACUGAGAAGUAUUAACUUGGUUGAUCGUCCAUUGCUAGAUGAUUAUUUCAGAGUCACCACUACAACUAAAUCGCUGUUUUUAAGAACGUUGCCUAUUUCAAUAUUUGAUAUUGCAGUAGAGAAAGAAAACAUUGUAAUUAUGUAA